ACUCCCCCUAAAUCACGUCCAAUAUAUAAGUAAAGUUUGAAAUUUCUACUUUAGCAGUAGCCUUAUUUCAACUGUGGGGAAAGGAAUAAUUAAAGAAAAAAAGUGUAACAUGCUCAUCAAUUAAAAGUAGGCAAUGAUGAAUAUGAAUUAUGUUGAACAUGCUGCCAUUAGCCCACCACACAAGGUAUAGAAGAAUCCUUUUCACCACCCACACACACACACUCUCUCUCUAUUUAUAUGAGAUAUUUGUAGCAUAGUUUAAACCUCAAUCUCCUCAGCAAUCACAAGAUCAAAAGAAGAAGAAAAAGAUGAUCCAAAACCUACAUUAUCUCCUAACCCUAGUGUUGUAUGCCUCAUAUUUUGUUGCAAUUUCAAGCAGCCAAAAGCAAGCAAAUUAUUAUUACAAUCAAGAAAAGAACUAUGAAGGAUCAUCAGACCUCAUAGACCUUAAAUACCACAUGGGACCAGUCCUUGCAUCCCCAAUCAACCUCUACAUAAUCUGGUAUGGGAGAUGGGAUCCCAAACAUGAAUCCACCAUCACAGAUUUCAUCUUGAGCAUUUCAUCUGAGGCCCCAUAUCCCUCCGUCGCUGACUGGUGGCGCACGGUCAGCCUCUACGCCGAUCAAACGGGCUCAAACGUAACGAGGAAGGUGGCCCUCUCCGGCCACUUUCACGACGCCGCCUACUCCCACGGCAGAUACCUAACACGACUAUCCAUGCAGUCCAUCAUCAAGACCAACGCAUUGCCUCUCAACUACCGCAACGGCUUGUACCUGGUGCUGACGUCACACGACGUGCAGGUUCAGGACUUCUGUAGGGCCGUUUGUGGGUUCCACUACUUCACAUUCCCAUCCGUGGCCGGCGUCACCGUGCCCUACGCCUGGAUAGGCCACAGCGGGGCCCAGUGCCCCGGGAUGUGUGCAUAUCCAUUCGCGUGGCCUGGGGGGCCUGGGCCCCUCCCAAGAGGGAGUGGGAUCAUGGGCCCGCCCAACGGCGAUCCCGGGACAGAUGGGAUGAUCAGUGUGAUCGCGCACGAGCUUGCGGAGGUGUCGAGCAAUCCACUGAUCAACGCGUGGUACGCCGGGGACGACCCCGUGGCGCCCACCGAGAUAGCCGACUUGUGUUUGGGUGUGUAUGGGAGUGGUGGUGGCGGAGGCUAUGUGGGAGUUGUGAGUAAGGAUUCUUGGGGGAAUGGGUACAAUUUGAAUGGGGUGAAGGGGAGGAAGUACCUUGUGCAGUGGGUGUGGAACCCUGUGAGGAGGAGGUGUUUUGGACCUAAUGCAUUGGAUUAGAGGAUGUUGCUUUUCUUGGUGUUUAUGUUCAUUCAUAACUACCUGUUAUAGACUAGUAGGUUUAUAUGAUCUAUUUCAAUUUCAAUAAUAUUGACCCAUCCUUUUUUUUAUUAAAUUAAA
This is a messenger RNA of Salvia miltiorrhiza (redroot sage), 1412 nucleotides long. RefSeq names its product protein EXORDIUM-like 7. Lineage: Eukaryota; Viridiplantae; Streptophyta; Magnoliopsida; Lamiales; Lamiaceae. The transcript has a single exon. The record is from RefSeq and is a predicted model, not a curated record. The coding region runs from base 309 to 1292 and encodes 327 amino acids.